This is a messenger RNA of Clupea harengus (Atlantic herring), 3145 nucleotides long. RefSeq names its product tetratricopeptide repeat domain 1 (gene ttc1). NCBI's taxonomy places the organism in Eukaryota, Metazoa, Chordata, Actinopteri, Clupeiformes, Clupeidae. The record is from RefSeq and is a predicted model, not a curated record. Gene Ontology annotation, molecular function: protein binding.
UGAGACAGCAUUAUAAUUCAGGGUUGUUUUUGUAACAUUGUUGUAUUCUCUUUCCAACACUUUCAAAAUCAUUCACAAUAGGCAUGUUUUUCGUUCCACUCUGGCAUGUUGUCUGUACAUGUCAGCGCAUGGGUAAACUAACCUCCUUAGAUUUUUAGCAUAUGCCUUGCUACAUAGCUGUGGCUAACAAGUUUUACUUGCGCUAUCAUCUUAAAUAUUCAAUUACAAUAACAGAAAAUGGUCAAUUAUACAAUAAUCUGUAUUCAUUGGCAUAUAUAAAGGCAUUGGUUUCGAUGUUAUUGCAACGUUUACAUUUUACUUCUAGAGGACAGGAUGAAAGCUGUCCAUUUCUCCAUGCUAGCUAGCAUUGGGGGCAGAAAUAGUAAAGCUCCAACAAAUGUCAUCGGUUUUCUAGCUAAGUAGCAAGCUAGCUAUCUCUGACUAGUGUUGAUUUACUGCGUACUUGACCACACUAACACUAAUAUCGCCCUUCUCAUCACCCUGUUUUUUGAUUUCAUACUAUGGUUUGCUCAGAGACACUGUUUCAUAUCAGCAAACUAUGAGGUUUGGUAGACGCUUCAUUAUGGUAGUUGAUGGGCGGUAAUAUUUUCCAGUUGCGUAUUGAAGAGUAAAGAAAUGAUCUGAAUGAAAGGAACUACGACCAUUGUGUAGUCUUGAUUAGUGUCCAAUUAAAGCAACUGUAAGUAAUUGUUGUCUAAAACUGGUGAGCUAGAUACAUAAAAAGCAUGCAUCACAACAAACGGCUGAGUUGGCGCUGACAAAAGCGUGCUAAAAUGCUAGCUCGUGUCUUGCGUCGAUACAGUUGGCAGUGCAGUGCUGUAGCUUUUCUUACAUUUUCGCGGGGGGUUCCAGCCUCUAUGACAGAUGGGAAAGACGGCUUUGUUUAUCUUUCCUUCACAUGACGACAUACUAUCAAAAUUAAUUUGAAGAUAACAAAAUGAGUUGCCUAUAAAAAACAUACAUACAUAACAUAAAUAAAAGCUAGAGACAAAAGGAAGGAAAGAUACAAUUAUAAUUAAAUUAUACAAUAUAAAUAAGUGGAGUGUAUUUGAUCAGUUAACAAAACGCAUCUGAGAACAGUUGGGUCUUAAGUCUAGAUGUGAAACUACAGUGGGAGCACCUUUGAUGUCAUCAGGAAGUUGGUUCCAGAGCUGAGCAGCAUAGCAACUAAAAGCUGCUUUACUAUGUUUAGUUCUAUAGGUAUUACCAAGAGAUUGUUCUCUAGUGAUCUGAGAGGUCUGGCAGGUGUGUACAGCUGAAAAAGUGUUAAAAGAUAUCGACUGAAGUGGUGCUUUGUGUAGGUUACUAGCACGCUAACCUCUCUGAGUCUAAGCCAUAUCAAAUAAACACAGCCGCCAUGAAGAAUUAAGGUCUGGUAUGUGACAUUGACAUUUUGUGAAGGUGUUGAAUCUCUUGUAAUGUAAUAAUAAUUGAUUUUCUCUCACUAAACAAGGACAAUUGAGUGUCCCUGAUAUGGACAGGGCUUUGGGACGUGUCUGAUUGUUGGAGGGGCUUUCAUCAGUAAAAACACUCGGACAGCAAGGCUACUGGAGAACUUAGAAGUAUGGAACCGCAGGAAGAUUGCUUUUUUGACUGUGAGGAAAAUUUGCAGGAACAUGGUAAAAGAUUACAUGACGGUGCAGUGUCACAACUCGGAGCAGGUGAAGGAACUGUCAAAAAUUCACGGAAUGGGGCACCACCAAGUUGUGGAGACUCAGACAGUUCAGGUUUAAGUGAGUUGAAGAGAAAUUUUGAAGAGUUAAGUGUGGACAGACUUGAGGGGGAAGCGAGUGAAUCUACGGUUGCACCAGAAGACGGGAGCCAUGGCCACAGUGGACAUGAAAGCGUAACUGAAGAGGAAAAAGACGACUGGACAGAUACAGAACCUGAACUAAAAGAAGAACUUGCACCAGAGUUUGAUGAUGAGCACCUGAAAGAGAUAGAAAAGGACUUAACAGAGGAAGAGAAAGAGAGCAGACGAAAAGAAAGUGUGGCGCUGAAGGAAAAAGGCAACAGCCAGUUUAAGGAAGGAGAGCAUGUUGAGGCUGAAGAGUCUUACACGGCUGCCUUGCAUAUUUGUCCCGUGAGCUGCAGUAAAGAGAGGUCUAUUCUCUUCUCAAAUCGAGCUGCUGCUCGCUCACAUCAGGAUAAGAAGGAAGAAGCCAUCAAGGACUGCUCCAAAGCUAUAGAGCUGAAUCCAGACUAUGUGCGUGCACUUCUGCGGAGAGCUGAACUCUAUGAGAAGACUGAUAAGCUGGAUGAGGCUCUGGAGGAUUACAAGAGUGUCUUAGAAAAAGAUCCAAGUCUUCCAGUGGCCAGGGAAGCAUGCAUGAGGUUACCUCAGCAGAUUCAGGAGCGCAAUGAGAGGCUGAAGGAGGAGAUGAUGAGUAAACUAAAAGACUUGGGCAAUAUGGUCCUGCGUCCAUUUGGCCUCUCUACAUCAAACUUCCAGGUCAAUCAGGAUUCCGGCUCUGGAUCCUACUCCAUUAACUUUGUGCAGAAUCCUGGUACCAACAGAAGAUAACACAACGGCCAUACCACUGCUUUUGAAAUGUAAAAUAGCCAAAAGACCAUCAUGUCCUGCUGUGCUAGUGUUGUUGAGUGUCCUGCAAAUAAUAUGUAGGGGAAUGGCUAGUGUAUUUGAAGUGAAGCAGUCAUAUUCAUUCUCACAUGAAUCAACUAUCAGUCCAAAUGUGUUGAUACAAAUAAUGCAGAUGUGGUUUUAUAUCGUCCAUAUCAGGUUGUGUGUCUAAAAAGUACAAUUGGUGUUCUACUGCUGUUCUUGUGCUGUUGAACUAGCUUUCUUUUAAAACACUGAGUGAUACUGAUCUUAUGCAUGGUGUUCUGGAAGCUAAUCCAGUAACACCGCCAGAAACUGUGUGGCAAUUCGCUAUGAACUUAACUGCAGUGGGAAGCGAAUCAUUGAAGUCCAUUCUAAAAUUGUUUAGUCACACACAUUGUUUGACUUUUUUUUUUGUACUCUGCCAACUCAACACAGUGUAAUUUGUGAAUCUCAUGCUGUGCUUACAAGCAUACACAAAUAAAUGCAGACAGACGUAUCUCAGAGGCUGUGGACACCAUCCACUGAGAUUAACAGUAGUGAGAAACCUUGUCUACAUUGUAA